CCCACCUCACCUCGCGUGUCCAGGCAAGCUUGUUCCAUGACAAUACCCAAACGACUUUCCGACCCUAGCCUCUACGAGAUCGAUUGUCUCUUCGAUACUGCCGCACUUUCGAACCACUCAUCGAUAAAUAGCAUCCCCUUGCACGGGACGAAAACCAGAAAAGGAAAAAGACAGAACAAACCUUUCUUGGUCGACUUCCACCAUGAUUGGACGUUUGACACAUUACGCAUUCGAUGCGGUGCUCUUCUCUGCCUUUCUCGCUGGAAUGAAGCGAUCGACCGGCCUGACUUUCAAGACGGACAGAGCUGCUGGCGAGAACAAGGACGUUUCGAAGUGGAUCGACAAGUACCUCGGCGUUGGCGAGUGGGUGAUGGAUCAGUCGGUUGCCAUCGCCGGCUCUAGCGGCUGGUUUGAACGUACGCGGUAAAUCGACGUUGAUGCAAUACCCCGAUUGACGAAUUCCUCCGUCCUUUCAUGGCGACGAUUCGUUUUCGAAACCCUCCCCUCCCCUUAUCUCCGCACACGUCAACCUCGGUCUUUGCCGCAAUACAAUGCUGGAAUUGUUGGCGGCUGCUCGGAAGAAUGUGGUAUAAGGACACCGCUCGGCGGUGUGAUGUGUUUCGUCUUUGCACGUUGGGUGGCCUGGCUCUCGUGGGUUGGUCUAUUGCCGUUCUUGAACCUCUCGCUGUCUCGCUCUCGCUCUCUCAUUCUCUAUUGGCGUUAUGGGCGAAAUUCGGACAUUCUGUAGCUGCAUUCUGUGGAUUACAAAGGAAACAAGAGUCGCCAGCCGGCAAGCUAUUGGUUUUAUCAUUAUCAGCAGCUUUUUUUCGGCAUAGGCCACAACUCGGUCUCCCCCGCGUGCUACCCGUACAACCGGGGAUUCUGGACUCCACUUUCGGGAUCGUCUUCCGCGAGACAUAGGCAUAGCCGAGGUUACCGACCAAUUCAGUGCGCCACAGUUACAGUUUCCUUGCGCUCCAGGCAACAUACCUUUGAUUGCUUCCCUCACGACGACGUCCGUCACUGCAACGUGGGGAACAAGCCAGAUCUGCAUUUGAUCGUAAAUUUCGAUUGACGCCGAUUAUCUGCGGGGUAUCCUAUCCCUGAGCUGCCUUUGCCGUGUGACUUUCCUGUACCACUUUCCUAUACCACCCUUCAAUGCAUCGGACUUGAGAUUUUCCAUGCAAACACGCGUUUAGUCGCUAGCACAUUGUCCAUGCUCUCCUACCAAUCCAUGAGAGUCUCGAUACUUUCCACCUGCGCAACUUGCCACAACAGCGGUACCUCGGCCAGCGAUGCAUUUGCCUACACUGAACCAGCAUUUGCC
Molecule: messenger RNA, 1327 nt
Organism: Colletotrichum destructivum
Lineage: Eukaryota; Fungi; Ascomycota; Sordariomycetes; Glomerellales; Glomerellaceae
Product: Putative mitofissin
Exons: 4
Coding region: 203-427 (74 amino acids)
Cellular component (GO): cytoplasm
Source: RefSeq, a predicted model, not a curated record